AUGGCUUCCUCCUUCCCAAGUUCCUUGUACUCCUGCUGUGAGGUCGGAGACUCAGAGGUGAUGAGCCUGUGGGAUUGGAGGAUCGUCUACUGCUUCAAUGCCUUUUGUUGUUGUGUUCAGAGUUCCAGAGGAAGAGAAGAUCUAGAGCAAGAGGGCAAGGAAGAAGAUGUUAAGCUUGGAGCUAACAAGUUCUCUAAGAGGCAGCCCAUAGGGACUGCUGCACAGUCUGAUAAGGACUACAAGGAGCCACCCCCAGCUCCUUUGUUUGAGACUGGAGAGCUGCAAUCGUGGUCCUUCUGGAGAGCAGGAAUUGCAGAGGUCAUGGCUACUUUCCUCUUCCUUUACAUCACUAUUUUGAUUGUCAUGGGUGUUAAAAGAGCUCCCAACAUGUGUGCCUCUGUGGGUAUUCAAGGGAUCACUUGGGCCUUUGGGGGUAUGAUCUUUGCCCUUGUCUACUACACUGCUGGUAUCUCAGGAGGACACAUCAACCUAGCUGUGACCUUCGGUUUGUUCCUUGCAAGGAACCUAUCUUUGACCAGGGCACUGUUCUACAUGGUGAUGCAAUGCCUUGGAGCCAUCUGUGGUGUCGGUGUUGUGAAAGGCUUCCAAAAGACUCAAUACCAGAUGUUGGGUGGUGGAGCCAACGAAGUCAGCCAUGGCUACACAAAGGGUGAUGGUCUUGGUGCUGAGAUCGUUGGUACCUUCAUCCUAGUCUACACCGUCUUCUCUGCAACCGACGACAUGGAAGAAGAAGAAGGAGAA
This is a messenger RNA of Telopea speciosissima, 762 nucleotides long. Its product is annotated as aquaporin PIP1-1-like. Gene Ontology annotation, biological process: response to water deprivation; transmembrane transport. The annotation marks the transcript as partial. The transcript is spliced from 3 exons. Gene Ontology annotation, molecular function: water channel activity. The record is from RefSeq and is a predicted model, not a curated record. Lineage: Eukaryota; Viridiplantae; Streptophyta; Magnoliopsida; Proteales; Proteaceae. Gene Ontology annotation, cellular component: plasmodesma; vacuole; plasma membrane.